Messenger RNA from Clavispora lusitaniae ATCC 42720, 2058 nucleotides. RefSeq lists its product as uncharacterized. Gene Ontology annotation, cellular component: membrane. The record is from RefSeq and is a predicted model, not a curated record. Lineage: Eukaryota; Fungi; Ascomycota; Pichiomycetes; Serinales; Metschnikowiaceae.
AUGUCUUCUUCGUGGUUUGCGCCGAUUCCCAUCGACGAAUUUCAGGCGCUCAAUGAAAGAGAAAGCCAUGCCGAGGUACCUGAAAUGUGCCCCGGCCCUCAAUCGUUUGGCCAGCUGCAAGUACAUUGUGGUCCUAUACUUCGCCUUUGUGGUGUUCUUGAACAAGGUUCCAACUUGUACCGCGCCAGCAUAAUGCUUCUUGUGGAAGGAGAUAUCCCCCAUGUGUCAUUCAACGUUGGACCUGCUGAAAACAGAGGCUCAGAUCCUAGAAUUGCCUCUGGCGAGUUUCCUAGUACCGUCUAUCACGAGAUUGCACAAUUGAAAUUUGUGAGGUAUGAUGUUCACCUUGAGUUGACCGAGGAAGCUCAACGUGUACGUUAUGAAGUCAAUGGCGAGGCCAGGCCGUAUUUCCAGUUUUUCCUUCCUGCGGCCACCGAUUCGAUGAACGUGGUUUCGUAUUCCUGCAAUGGUUUCUCGUUAGGCACCGACACGUCAGAGUACAAGCUGUCCCUUUGGCUCGAUGUCUUGCGCAAACAUGCCCAGCAGAAGUACCACGUUAUGUUAGGUGGCGGCGACCAGAUAUACUGUGAUCUGAUUAAGAUGCACGUGAAGCUGCUUCAGCCAUGGCUCGAGAUGAAGAGCUCCCAUGAAAAACGCAAUGUGAGCGUUACUCCAGAGAUGGAGGCGGAAUUUGAAAAGUACUAUCUUACCGCAUAUACUCAAUGGUUUGGUCAUGGCUUCUGGCGCGGUAAAAAUGGCGGAACUUUGCAGACUAUGUUCCCAUAUGCUUUAGCUCAAAUCCCCAGUGUUAAUAUCUUUGAUGACCAUGACAUCAUCGACGGUUUUGGAUCAUACAAGGACAAAACAAUGGGCCAAGAUGUGUUCGUGGCCAUUGGAAACAUUGCCUACAAGUACUACAUGCUCUUCCAGCACCAGAUGUCCCCCGACGAACCUCUGCACACGGAGGAUCCACUGUGGAUUCUUCUGAAGCGCGAAGGCUCCUUCAUUAAACAGAAGUCCCACUCUGUGUAUAUGCGUUUGGGGCGUGAAAUCAGUUUACUUGGCAUGGACUGUCGCACUGAGCGUAGUCUUGGUCAGGUUGUACCAGAAUCUACAUACAAUGUUGUUUUCAAUCGUUUAGAAAAGGAAAUUGCGGAAGCUCCAGAAACGAAACAUCUUUUGGUGAUGUUGGGCGUGCCAAUUUUGUACCCACGGCUUGUGUGGCUUGAAAAGGUUUUGAAUCUGCCUGCGCUCAAGCCAUUGCGGCUGUUGGCAAUCAAGGGAAUCAUCAGCAAAGGACUAGUCAAUGAGUUUGACGGUGGAGUCGAAGUCUUGGAUGAUUUGAAUGAUCACUGGUGCUCUAAGAACCAUAAGAGAGAACGUAACUUAUUGGUGCGCAAAUUGACUCAGUUUGGUGCCAAGAACGGAGUUCGGGUCACUAUUUUGUCUGGCGAUGUGCAUUUGUGUUGUUUUGGACGGUUGAAGACAAAAAUUCACCAUCAUCCUCAUGCACAUUUGGUUGCUAGUGCAGAUGUCGAGAAACAUAAUCGCGAUGUUACAGAGAACCCUGAACACGAUCCAAGAUUGAUCUUUAAUGUGACAUCAUCAGCAAUCAUCAAUGCUCCACCUCCAGAUGCCAUGGCUACAUUGCUCAACAAGAGAUCUAAGAUUCACCACUACGAUCGCUACACGGACGAAGAUGUUGUUCCUAUUUUUUCUGUCAAUCCUGACGGUACUCCACGUGACAACGUCCAGUUUUUGAAUAAGCGGAAUUGGAGUGACCUUGUUUUGGUGAAACAAUCGCCUCUUUACCAUGACAAGGUUGGCACUGCGAAAUUUCCUGGCCCAGUUGUCGAGAGCGCCGAGAAGCAGCUUCAAAACCACGCUGUCGAUGAGAGAUAUGUGAAGUACCCCGUUCUCGAGAACUCGCUUGUGGCCACUAUCCAUGUUGAAGCCGACGGAAACGAUGUUACAGCUAAAACCACAGGCUAUGAGGUCAUGAUUCCUGACUUGCAUGGAAAAUACGAGUUGGAGAAAACAGUGGUGAAACAUUUGUAG